This is a messenger RNA of Ostreococcus lucimarinus CCE9901, 804 nucleotides long. RefSeq lists its product with no specific name. The record is from RefSeq and is a predicted model, not a curated record. Gene Ontology annotation, molecular function: glycosyltransferase activity. The annotation marks the transcript as partial. The transcript has a single exon. NCBI's taxonomy places the organism in Eukaryota, Viridiplantae, Chlorophyta, Mamiellophyceae, Mamiellales, Bathycoccaceae.
GCUACUGGGAAAACAGACUUGCCAAAGUGCUUGCACGUCGUGAUGACAAGCAACGGCAACGUGUACAUGAACUGGCAAUCACGAGUGAUGUACUCGAGUUACCUCAGACACGCCGCCGAGGACGGGAGCAUCAUGAAGGCGUUUACUCGCAUCUUGCACAAAGGACGGGAAGAUGAGUUGAUGCACGAGAUUCCGACCAUGCGAUUCAAUCCAGUUCAAGCGAAAUGCGACGGAUGGUGUGACUAUCCCGUCGCCGAUCGCUCCAAGGCUGUCGAGCAAUGGUUGGAAACGGCAGACUCGGAGCGAUGCUCGCACGUCGUUAUGGUGGAGACGGAUCACAUCAUCGUGAAAUCACCAUCGCCCGAAAUUUUGAUGCCGCGCGGUCAAGCCAUGGGCUUCAAGUUCGGGUACAUGAACCCGCAACAAUCGAGACUGAAGAAGAUGUAUCCUGAAUAUUUUGCGGAUGGGAAAAAGAUGCCCCCCACAGGCAACGCGCCGUCCGUCGUGAACACGGUCGAUUUGAGGAAAAUUGCACCGCUUUGGGCGCGCUUCGUGAACGAAACUGAAUCUCCGGAGUCAGUUCGUAAAGAGUUAGGUUGGGUGCGCGACAUGUACGCGUACGAUCUCGCCGCAUUAGCCACUGGCAUCGAGCACGAGCUCUCGGAGUGCCCGGAGAGUCUCCUCAUGGCGCAGCCGCCCGCCGACUUCGAGCUCGGUAACGCGUUCAUCCUUCACUACACGUGGGGGUCGGAGAUCUACGACAAAAACGAAGAAUUUAUUUGGAAAUUCGACAAGCGGUCGUAC